Messenger RNA from Aspergillus puulaauensis, 1257 nucleotides. RefSeq lists its product as uncharacterized. The transcript has a single exon. Gene Ontology annotation, molecular function: glycosyltransferase activity. NCBI's taxonomy places the organism in Eukaryota, Fungi, Ascomycota, Eurotiomycetes, Eurotiales, Aspergillaceae. Bases 1 to 1257 code for a protein of 418 amino acids. Gene Ontology annotation, cellular component: Golgi membrane. The record is from RefSeq and is a predicted model, not a curated record. Gene Ontology annotation, biological process: GPI anchor biosynthetic process.
AUGACUCUCUUCACCAGGAAGCAGAGGCUCUUCCUCAUCGCGUUCGCGCUCUUUUACAUCUUUCUGCUCUUCGUCUAUCGAUUCCGAUCUGCUCGAGACCCCGGCUCUUUUUUCUUCCAGCCAGAUGAAGGAUAUCGUCCCGGAUACAGCGUUGAAAGAAUCGAUGAAUCGUUAGAUUACCUUCACGCGUACAAUCAGUCAUUCAACGAUCCCGCGCAUCCCUCGCGAAAUUUCACCACCCCCUCUGACGAUGCCUCAAUUUGUGUCGGAGUCGUCACGGUAAAGCGCCCGCUCGAGCAAAAAAUCGAUGUCACCGUCGCUUCCAUCCUCGACAAUUUGACCGAAGAACAACGCGCAACCAUCACCGUCCAUGUUCUGUUUGCACUGACCUCCCCCACCGACCACCCAGACUACAGCCUGCCCUGGCUCCCCAAAGUCGUCGAUCGCAUCCUCACCUACGAUAACUUCGAUGUUCCAUUAUGGAAAAUCAAGCGCAUGGAGCAAAGGAAGGACAUAAAGCGCAAGUCUAUAAUUGACUAUAGUCUGUCGCUCAAAUCAUGCUACGAAGAUACCCAAGCGCCAUGGAUAUUGAUGAUGGAGGACGACGUGGUCGCACAGCGUGAGUGGUAUAACCACACCAUGCAGAGCGUUAAAACGAUCCAGUCAUGGCGCAGCAGCGACUCCAUCAAGAACUGGCUGUACGUCCGACUCUUCUAUACCGAGAAAUUUCUCGGGUGGAAUUCGCAAAACUGGUACAUUUACAUGGCCUGGAGUGUCGGUCUUGUCGCAGCGGUCGCCGUUAUAGGCGUCCAGAGCCGUCGAUCGAUCCGACCGGUACAGGGCAUUCUAAACAACACAUUCAUUGGUGUCCUGUGCUUCGUGUGCGUACCUCUGCUCAUCAUCCUAUACUUCCUCGCCGGCCGGGUCACAAUGCUGCCCAUGAGACCCGGUAUCCACCUGAUGAACAGCCACGGAUGCUGCUCCCAGGCGCUUCUUUUUCCUCGCGAGAAUGUCCCCAAACUUCUCGAUUACAUGGAGAACUUGCCGAGUUCGCGGCCCUAUGCGGUGGACACUGUGAUUGAGCGGAUGGCGAAUGCGAAUGAACUGGACCGGCUGGUGAUAGUACCCUCUCAGAUGCAGCAUGUAGGUGCCGCUUCGUUCAAGGAGAAGAGGAAGCACUUUCGCAAGGGACCACACCCGGUACAAGGAGCACAUGGGGUGUGGAGUAUGGGGUUUGAAAGGGCCUACCAAGAAUAA